AGGGUUCAGCCCACCAUUGCUCCCACCGAGGCAGCACGCGCCGGACGCUUGCCGGCUUUCAUCAAUAAAAAAAAAAACAAAAUUGUCUAUUCCUAAAUUCAAACGUGGAAUACUUCCGAGGCGCGCUCUUUCACGUUUUAUUUUUAAUGUUUAAAUAAUUUAUUUUCAAAAUGGCGUAUUACCAAGUGUUAGUAUUAUUUUUCGCUGCAGUGAUAGCAUCGGGGACCUCAAACACACACAUAUUUGGGGGCCGAUGCUCGCGACGGGAUCCCAACGUGGACGCCUGCUUACUCCGCAGCUUCAACUCAUUCAUCGAAUACAUGAAAGGAGGAGCUCCUGAACUGGGAAUCGAAGAGUCGGAACCUAUUGUAAUCGAUGAGCUGUCAAUCGCACUGGGUGGAGGUCCCGAUGGCUACCGAGCAAGCUUCAAGGACAUCCAAGCCAUAGGAGCGUCUAACAUGACCAUCACUAAUGUGAGGUCAGACCUAGAGACGCAUCAGUUCCAGUUGACACUAUUCGGGCCCCACAUCAGUGCGCGCGCACGCUACCGUUCGUCCGGAGUGCUGCUGCUCGUGCGUGCGUCUGGUGGUGGCGAGUACUGGGGCGAAUACGACGGUGUGAAGGCGAAGGUAUACUUCCGCGGAGAGCCGUACACUCGCAACGGCCGUACCUACCUGAAGCUGCAGCAGCUCAAACUGGACUUCUCCGUCAAAGACAUUCAGAUGGGCGUCGAGAAUCUGCAGAAUAGUAACGCUGUCUUAGAGGCUGCCCUAAACCUGUUCAUCAACACAAACGCCCAAGAGCUGCUGAAGGAGAUGAAGCCAGAGUUGAAACGGGACCUUGCAGAGAAGAUGUCACGCUUCCUCGACAACGUGUUCCAGAAGAUUCCAUACGACGACUGGAUCGUGGACUAAUAAUAGAUAAUAAAGAUAAUCUUAGGUUUAACACAGAAAUACAGUGAGACAACAUGGUUGGUUAACCGAUAAUCAGACAGACCAACUUUAAAAAUGGUUUUUUUUCCAAAAUGGUGCUUUAGUUUCGGUAGUUCGAUCCAUCAAUUUGUAAAAAACAAUAAAAGAUUAUAACAAUUUGAAGAACAUUUCUUCAAUAAGUUGUUUUCUGAACAGAGUAAGGCAUUUGACAAGAUCAAAUAUGACUUUAUGAAUAUUGGUGCUAAUAAAAUUGAUGGAUAACCCAGUAACAUCUUUUAAGUAAAAUUUAAGUUCAUUAGAUAACUUAAGUUGCUAAGAACAAGAUACCCACGUGUUUGUAUUAGUUGCUAUAGACUGGACAUUACUUUCUUUAACAUUGUAAUUGUAAAAUGUAGUAUGUAAGGUAUUUAUUUAGACUUCUUCCUAAGGUACAUUCGACCGGACGGUCCUCUUGUAUUAUUAGUUUUACGACAAUUUGUACAACUGUAAUAAAGUCUUCAAAAUUUUGAA
Molecule: messenger RNA, 1442 nt
Organism: Spodoptera frugiperda (fall armyworm)
Lineage: Eukaryota; Metazoa; Arthropoda; Insecta; Lepidoptera; Noctuidae
Product: protein takeout
Exons: 6
Coding region: 171-914 (247 amino acids)
Source: RefSeq, a predicted model, not a curated record